CAGCGACGCCGACGCCCACGCCCACGCCCAACACUCUACCGCGGCUGCCCAACCCUCCCCGAAGACGCGGCUUCCCGAGCGCCUUAAACACGUGUUUGCACUUCCCGCCGCCGUUUGUCUGCCGAGGUAGCAAGCAUAGAUGGGCUUUUCCAAGAAGCCAGCCGAUAACCGCGCCGCCGACCCUGCCCCUGCGUCCGCGUCAGCCUCCGAGGACCCGUCGCCAUCGAGCAACCUCUCUUUCCUUUCGCGCUUCAGUCUGCCACUCCGGUCGCGCACCCGCUACAUCGCCGACUUCCACAUCCGGCCGGCCGAGCCUCACCGCAAGUAUGGCGCCGGCGACCAGGUGCAGGGAGCCGUGAUCCUGACCGUUGUCAAGCCGGUCCGAAUCACCCACCUGGUCGUGUCCCUGCACGGCUACAUGCGCGUCUUCAAAAACCCCGCCAUCGCAGCCAGCGAGCCCGUGAUCGAUCCGGCCGACGUCCCGGCCCUCCCGAGCCGCAGUUCGCGUCAGAAAAGUCAUGGUAACGGCUGUGUGAGGCUGUUCCAGGAUGAACAGACGCUUAGCGGCGACGGGAGGCUGGAACCGGGCAGAUACGAGUUUAACUUUAACCUCCUCUUCCCUACCGACCGCCUGCCGAGUAGCAUAGAUUUUGAACGCGGGACCAUCUCAUACAUGAUUACGGCGACCCUAACCCGGCCAGCAUCGAUAGGGACCAAAGGCACGCCCAAGACAAGCUGUGAACGGAAAGUCUACCUUGUCGAAAAGGUCGACGUUGGGCCCCUAACUCCGCCAAGGCCGCGGACAAUCUACCUCGAGCCCAUCUCGAAACGUGCCAAGAAGAAAAAGCCGCCCAUCGCCAGCCCGGAGAAGGGACCCGUCGGAGCCGAUGCAGCGAUAUCUGCCUCGGAUCAGGAUUCCACGCGAGCGAAUGAAAACUCCACCGAGGGUUCGCUGUCCGUCAUUGGCGAGGACUUGGAGCACGAGCCGACGGGCCACAACCCUCGCAGCCCUCGGCAGAGCGAUGUCCGGAGCAUCAGCAGCGACAGCGCCGGCAGUGGUAGUACUGGUCGGAGCAGGCCCAGCGACGGACAUGUCGUACUAGCCACGACGGCCUCGUCAGGCGGGAAGAAUGGGCGGGCAGUGAGGGAGCGGACCAUUACGGCCACGGUUGAGCUGCUCAAAGGAGGCUGUCUCCAGGGAGAUGUGCUGCCCAUCAAGAUAUCGGUGCAGCAUAUCAGGCGGAUAAAGAGUCUGCAUGGCGUCAUCGUGACCUUUUACAGACUGGGGCGCAUCGACUCAUCGCCCCCCUUGCUUACCAAGGAUUUGCCAGAGGCCGAGGCCCGGCGGCUGGAGAAGGAGGAAUAUUACCCCAAGUCCAAGACCGGGCUCGGCGGGCUCUCGCUGUCGUCGGCGGGCUCCUGCAGCGUAUUCCGCAAGGAUCUGUCUCAGGCCUUCGCCCCGCUCAUCAUCGACCCGGACACUUUGACUGCCAACCUCACGACAUCGGUGCGGGUACCCGAAGAUGUCUUCCCCACCAUCAAGGGCGUGCCGUACGAGAUGAUCUCCUUCCGAUACCAUAUCGAGGUGAUCGUAGACCUCGGGGGCAAGCUGGCCUAUCAGAUCCAAAGCGGCAAGCCGUCUGGGGCAAGGGUGAGCCCGGUUGCCGGGCCGCUCGGCGUGACUGGCAGCUCUUACGAUGCGAGCGCGAGCUCGUUGACGUCGUGGGGCACGAGCAUAAUCGAUACGGACCGGCUCAGGCGGCAGAAGGGGGUCAUCUGCGUCGUGUUCGAGGUUGUCGUUGGAACCACGGACAGCAGCCGGUUACGCGGCAAACGGCCGAUGAAACCUGAGCCUACUGUCUACACCGUGCCGGUCCACGAAGCCGAGGUGUACGACGGCGGCAGGAGCGAGAAACAGCCAUGGCCGACCUCUCCUCACGGUGAGAAUGGCUACGCUCCAGGCGAGUACUCCCAGGAUUAUGCACCCUCCUCCCAUACCCACGCUCCUCCUCCGCCGCCUCAGCCUUACGGCUACUGGAGCGGCGCUUCUCCGCAGCCUCCAUCCGCGCCACACUACAUCCCGCCACCAGAGUUGCCGGACGAGAGCACCCUCACGGAAAAGGAGCGCGUCCGGCGUGCCGAGCAGCGGUUACUCCCGAGUGAGCCGCCGCCCGAACCGCCCAUCGCGGGGCCCUCUAACGCGUAUUUCCACAACGGCGAGAACAUCUACGACGCCGACGACCAACCACCACCGCCGCUAGCACCAGCCCCACUACCUCAAUCCCAUCCCGAGGAAGAUGCGCCCUCCGCCCCGACGCUAGAAGAUCUCUCCCAGGCCCACCCCGUCGUAGAAGACAAACAGGAGCUCGAAAGAAGACGGCUCCUGGCCGAGGCCAGCGCGCCGCCAGAGUUCCCGGAGGACUACGAUCAUACCGCUGCUGGACCGAGCAGCAAUAGCCCGCCGGGCGCCGCGCCGCCACUGCCGCCGCCACCGCCAAGGCCAGUAGGCCCGAGCGCCCCGGCCAUGGCCGAGCUGGAUUUUGAGCCCUCGGCGCCGGUGCUGCUGGAGGAUGAGGACGUCUACGGCCCGCAUUAUGCCUAUGGCACGGCGGGGCCUGAGACGUCGGUGGCUUCGUCGGCGCGGGCUGGCGGGCCGCUGGGAGGAGGGGCGGGGUCUCUGGAGCCCUUGCCCAGGUAUGAGCGGUGA
Molecule: messenger RNA, 2707 nt
Organism: Chaetomium strumarium
Lineage: Eukaryota; Fungi; Ascomycota; Sordariomycetes; Sordariales; Chaetomiaceae
Exons: 2
Coding region: 140-2707 (855 amino acids)
Biological process (GO): ubiquitin-dependent endocytosis
Cellular component (GO): cytosol; cytoplasm; plasma membrane
Molecular function (GO): ubiquitin protein ligase binding; protein-macromolecule adaptor activity
Source: RefSeq, a predicted model, not a curated record